Molecule: messenger RNA, 1199 nt
Organism: Plodia interpunctella (Indianmeal moth)
Lineage: Eukaryota; Metazoa; Arthropoda; Insecta; Lepidoptera; Pyralidae
Gene: Tmhs
Product: Tetraspan membrane protein in hair cell stereocilia
Exons: 4
Coding region: 210-1052 (280 amino acids)
Biological process (GO): sensory perception of sound
Cellular component (GO): plasma membrane
Source: RefSeq, a predicted model, not a curated record
GCCGUGAGAGGUUGUGUUGAGUCGUUUGUGUCGUGUUUCUAGUGUCCUCGGAUAUUUGCCACAAUACUUGUCCCUCAAGACAUGAAUAGAAUUUUAUCUCGUCGUGGUUUAUAGCGAACAUAUUACAAGUUUUAAAAAAAAUGUGUCGUUGAUAACUAGUGCAGUGCGAAGUGAUCGAAAAAGUACAAAAUCAACCGGAUAUCAACAAGAUGGGUUCAAAAAUCGAAUACGUGGAUUCGUCACAUUUAUACGCGACGAAUUACGUUCGAAAUUCGAAAGCUAUUGGAGUUCUUUGGGCGAUAUUCACAAUUUGCUAUGCGAUUAUCGCCGUUGUUGCGUUCGUGACUCCAGAAUGGAUUGGCGAUUUGGAGACUGAAUAUCCGAGGAAAUUUGGCUUGUGGCAAGUGUGUCGUGCUGAGGAUGCAUUGGAGGACUGUAAAGGGAGACUGGAUGACUUUAUGUCGAUAAAUGGGCUGGUGUUCAAAAUUGCGACUGUGUUAGUAGGUGUAGCGGUUGCCCUGGCUCUGUUUACAAUAUGUGCGAUGCUGUUGUUUUUCUUUUGUCAAUCGACGACCGUGUUCCACAUCUGCGGCUGGCUGCAGCUUUUGUCUGCCGUGUGCAUGGUGGCGGGCGUGGCGGUGUACCCAGCUGCGUGGAAUGAAACAUCCGUGCAGGAGACAUGCGGUCCCACUGCCGACCAGUACAAUAUUGGACGCUGUCAUAUCCGCUGGGCUUACCUUCUGGCCGUGAUCGGGUGCCUGGACGGCAUCGUGCUAGCUGCUCUAGCCUUCAUCCUCGCGACCAGACACGUGCGGCUGCAGCCAGACAGCGGAUACCCGCCGCCUUCGCUUUACAAAGGUGAGGUAAACAACGCAUACGUGACUGACGCGACAUCUGUGUCCGGUUCCCGCAAAUCACUGGCGCUGCAGCCCGUACUCAUCAUGCAUCCGCAUGCUCCCAUGGACAUGGAUACCUACUCUCAUUACUCAGGAAGGACUGCACGGUCAAAACACGGUAUUUAUGCCAACACUAUGCACAAUUAUCAGCUUUAAUUGAAGAAAAAAACAUAAUUCAAAGAAUUAGAAAGCACACGUCAUUUCUGCUGUGUUUUUAAUCGUUCCGCUACUUGCUGAUAGAUGGAGCUGUAUGGCAUUUUUUAUGAGAACUCAUGAAAUUUGAUACUUAUUCCAUUCUAAGUU